AUGGCCUCCCGUCGCAGGACGUUCCAAAUCAUUCUCUCCAUCCUCGCUCUCUUCCUGCUCGGCACCGUCGUCGUUCUCUCAUCCAUAUCCUACUAUUUAUCUAUCCCAGACGUAGCCUACAUCACAGAGGACGAGCUCGAUGCACCCUUCAACGAGCCCAAGUGGAACGCAUCCGACCAUGGAAAGGUAGAACGGAUCCCGAAAAUCCUUCACCAGACCUGGAAGUCAGAGACGCUCCCGCCGAAGUGGAAGGGCAUCUCAGAGGAGUGCCGAGCGAUGAUGCCCGACUACGAGUACAUGCUCUGGACGGACGCGAGCUCGCGCGAAUUCAUUGCAGAACAAUACCCCUGGUUCUUGGAUACCUUCGACUCUUACCCCUAUCCCAUCCAACGUGCAGAUGCAAUCCGCUACUUUAUUCUUCACUACUAUGGCGGCGUUUACCUCGACUUGGACAUCGGUUGUCUCCGCCGUCUCGACCCUCUCCUCGUCUACCCUGUUAUCCUUCCCCGCACCAUCCCCGUCGGCGUCUCAAAUGACCUCAUGUUUGCCGAGAAAGGUCAUCCCUUCAUGGCACAGACCAUCCACAACCUCGUUACCUUCAAUCACAACUGGGUACUCAAUUAUCCCACCGUCAUGUUCUCCACCGGUCCUAUGUUCGUAUCGGCACAGUACGGACUCUACACCGCCUCUCAUCCCAAUACCGACGAAUAUCCAGGCAGCGAAAUCCGCAUUCUUCCCAAGUCGCUCUACGGCAAGAACGCGAAGGCGGGCGAGGCUCCUCAUUCGUUCUUCUCGCACUUCUAUGGGAGCAGCUGGCACGCCGACGAUGCUGCGUUCAUCGGUUUCUUGGGCAAGUGGGGAAAGAUCUUGAUGUGGGUUGGUCUUGCCAUCCUCAUUAUUGGAGUCUUGCGCAUGUUCCUCAUGUCGAGCAAGAAGAACAAGUAUGGUGGUCUCAGCAGGAGGAUGGGUGGAGCUUACGAGGUAUUAUUGCCCCGUUGGAACGAGCGGAAUGGACGCUGGCGUCUCGACAUAGGUUUCAUCUCAUUGCCCGGGCGCGUCACCCCUUCAGCGACCCCGAGCAGUCCAACAUCCAGUACGAGCGACGACGAGGUGGCCUUACUCCCCCUUUCCAUCGGCAUGCGCCCAUCAUCGCCCGCACCAUCAGAAGUCUCCACCGUCGAUCAGAGUUACGGAUCCUACAAUCCAGCGUCUGGCAUCGUCAGGAGGGUACGAGAUGGCAUCGCCUCUAUCUUUGGAGCAGGAUCAGAAUCCUCCAGGUCCCGCUCUAGGACCUCCCGACGACGAUCACGGCAGAGGGGCGUCCUCUUUUUCCUGCCCGCCUUUGCGACAGGCGGCGACAUUUCCCUGUCAGCAGAAGAGGGUUCAUCACGAUACUCGCAAACCGCCCCUCUCGUCCCCUCCUUAUCACGAAAUAACUCCUAUCCGGCGGACAAGCGCACAUCACCGGAUCAUGCUGACGAUGAUAUCGAGUCUGCACUUAUGGGCGAAGACGCAUCGUCGUCGUCCUCUGCGCCUCCUGCUGGUCUCCGUCUACCAUCGUACGCCGAAGCUGCCGUAUCGACAUAUAGGCCUCCGACGCCGGACGCAAGUAGUUCACGGAGACCAUAUUCUCACCAGAAUGUGACGCCCUCGGGUUCAUUAUCGUAGUGGGCUCGCAUCCUUGGUCGUAGGUUUUGGCAGUUAAAGGUGGAAUACUUCAUUUGGGCAUCAUGGGGAAAUAGGAUCAUCGUUCAGGACAGUGGUUGAGUAGAAGCAGUAGCCGGACUUCAAGGACCCUGCUCUAUUUAAGAAAGAAAUUGGCCCGGCGCCGUAUUGGAGCAGUGACAAGCUAUCUUACCGUACGUACGCAACGCAACGCAUCGUUAUCGCUCCUUGAGAAAUCGCGGUCUUUGUUUCCGUCUGCAUCUGCACAUCACAUAGUUCAUCAGAGUCGUCGAGCAGCACCAGAACCAAACAGAACUUUAACAUUCAUCCGCUCCUUGUUUCUUGUUUCCAUCUCUAAUCGUUUCUUGCAGCACUUAUCUAUCGCCAGCAUAGAACAGACAGCAUGAGACUUUCAACUAUUUACAGCUUUCGCUUACAGCCUAUCGUACUCCUUCCCGUUGCCUAUUUUCCCUUCCUAUUCUACACUUUCCCCUCUUGUUUUUCGUUCCAAGUCGCAUGGCCCCUUCCAAGCACCUUUCCCCUAUACAUCAUUGACCAUUCUUCAUCGGUUGCAUGAGUGCGACGGCGCUCCGGAUCCUAAGUGGGGCGCACACUUAUACAGCUUUCCGUCCUUUCCCCCCGAUUCAUAUUUGACGUUUCCGCCGGACCGUGGACAGCAAUUCGCAUUCACUCCCUCGCUGUCAAUGGAUCCGUACAGCCCCUGAACGGCACUACUUACGUUCAUGUAUUGAGUCAUGUAGGAGCUCCUGUCAAAA
This is a messenger RNA of Stereum hirsutum FP-91666 SS1, 2441 nucleotides long. RefSeq lists its product as uncharacterized. NCBI's taxonomy places the organism in Eukaryota, Fungi, Basidiomycota, Agaricomycetes, Russulales, Stereaceae. The record is from RefSeq and is a predicted model, not a curated record. The coding region runs from base 1 to 1668 and encodes 555 amino acids. Gene Ontology annotation, molecular function: mannosyltransferase activity. The transcript has 2 exons. Gene Ontology annotation, biological process: mannosyl-inositol phosphorylceramide biosynthetic process.